This is a messenger RNA of Rangifer tarandus platyrhynchus (Svalbard reindeer), 957 nucleotides long. Lineage: Eukaryota; Metazoa; Chordata; Mammalia; Artiodactyla; Cervidae. The record is from the annotation of a GenBank genome assembly.
AUGAGGGAACCGGCACAGGAGGCGGACUUGGCCCUGGAGCUGGUCACAGUGGAGGUCACCGCAGGGGUCAUAGUGGGGGUCACUGCGGAGGUCACCGCGGGGGUCACCGCGGAGGUCACAGUGGAGGUCAUAGCGGAGGCCAUGGGGGAGGCCACGGAGGAGGUCAUAGCAGAGGCCAUGGGGGAGGCCACGGAGGAGGUCAUAGUGGGGACUAUGGGGGAGGCCACGGGGGAGGCCAUGGAGGAGGCCACGGAGGAGGUCACCACAGAGGUCAUAGCGGAGGCCAUGGAGGAAGCCACAGUGGAGGUCAUGGGGGAGGCCACAGCAGAGGCCACAGGGGAGGCCAUGGAGGAGGCCACAACAGAGGCCGUUGCCACAUUGGGUUUUAAGGUGGGAACCAGCAGGGUCAUCCAGGCAGCCUCCACCCUCGAGAGGAAUGAAUUCCUCUCCAUCCCAGCCAGCAACACAGAAAGCUCUGGGAAGAAGACCAGAGGGACUUCGAGUGGGCUCCGGGCCUGGCCAGAUGGUGCCGGAUGCGCUCCGUGUAAUGUGAGGAGCCACAUGACUCCUGGCGGGAGCCAGGUCUGGGUGGACGUGCGGCUGCAGGGUCUGCCCACGCCGAGCAGUCCGCUUAGGACGCCCAGGGUGGCGCUGAAGGCGGGUAACCUUGCUGGAGCUGCGGUUUGGCCCUUCCAGCCACGUGGUCUUGACCUGAGACCAAAGACCGUGGGCCCAGGGGCCUUCGGACGGAAGCUGAGCGAGGUGCUCUGUGAUACUAGGACCGUGCAAGCUGGAAGCUGGGGGACCCUGGCUUUACAGUGGGUGGGGUGGGGGGCAGCCUUGACCCACCAGGGCAGCCGCGUGAGCCUGUCGGAGCAGAGGCGAGCUGGUGGGUGGCCUGCUCCGUCCCGCUGCCCCCAUCGCCGUGCAGUCGAAGUGGACGGAGGUCUGGCUUAG